Crotalus tigris (Tiger rattlesnake) is the source of this 4031-nucleotide messenger RNA. Its product is annotated as tripartite motif-containing protein 16-like protein. The record is from RefSeq and is a predicted model, not a curated record. The coding region runs from base 86 to 1873 and encodes 595 amino acids. Lineage: Eukaryota; Metazoa; Chordata; Lepidosauria; Squamata; Viperidae. The transcript has 6 exons. Gene Ontology annotation, molecular function: protein binding; zinc ion binding.
UUUUUUUUUUAAUUUCUAUCUGAGAUGCAGUUAGACAGCAAAUACUUUAGAAAGCUGGAUCUGUUUAGGAAACAGUAGAUAGAUAAUGGCUGCCUCCGAUUCAAGUUGUCCCGAAGAGCUGGCUGAAGAUUUGGCAAUUCAGGACCCUGUAGUAAAUGGCUCACCAAUCUGUGAAGAAAAGUGGGGGAGUAGAGAAUUGAAAAAUGAAGGGGAACUUCUGAUGGGAUUUGAAAGCAAAGAUCCAUGCCAGGCCUGGGAGCCAGGCCUGGGAGACCAACUGUCUGAAAAUGAAUCAUCCAAGGAUCACUCACCCAGUAUCUUGGCAGAAAGUCCCUCAGAAGUGAAGCAGAAGGAGGAAGAGGUGCUUUGUGAUUUCUGCUUGGCAGAGAAAGUGCAGGCAGUAAAAUCCUGCUUGACCUGUAUGGUAAAUUACUGCCAGGAACACUUGAGGCCUCACCUGGAGAAUGUCAAACUACAGAGUCAUAAGCUUAUGGAUCCACUAAAGGACAUCGACAUACAGAGCUGCAAGACCCACAAAAGGCAUCUCAUCUGGUUCUGCCCCAAUGACCUAAUCUGUAUCUGUGAGGAAUGUCUUUCUGAUGGACAUCAAAACCAUCAAGCUGUGAUCUGUGAGGUAGCCAGGAAAGAAAAAGAGUGUGAACUUCUUCAUCUUCAAGAAGAAUAUGAUUGGAAAAUGAAGUCAUCUGAAAACGCAAUUGUUAAAUUGCAGAAGAACUCAGAGUCUAUAGUGAAUUCAGUAUCUGAAGUGAAAAACUUCGUGGAAGAGAAGUUUGACGAGCUGCUGCAAGCUGUCAAGGCAACCCAUGCCACUGUGCUCACUUUUCUGGAGGAGAAAGAGUGUGCUGCAGUUAAUCAUGCAAAUGGAAUAAAGAUCCACCUUCAGAAUCAGCAAGCGACAAUGGAGGAAUGCAGGAAAAGAUUGGAGAAGAUGGCCACCCACACUAAUGAUAUUGUCUUCCUAAAGGAAUACUGUGAAUUCAAGAAGCAUCUGGGAGAUGAUGCAUUGCCCAGUGUGUAUAUUGGCCUGAAAGACAAAUUAUCAGGAAUCCGAAAUGUGAUCUCUGAAUCCACUGAACAGCUUUUACAAUUACUACAAACUUCUUAUAAAGAAAAAUUGCAGAGGUUUGCCAAUGAUGAAAAUUCUGGGAUAAAAACAACAGUGGCUGCAAUUGUUCCAUCCAAACAUCGCCUGUCAGCUCCAGAACCCCAAAGUAGGAGUGACUUCUUAAAGUAUGCUUGCCUGUUAACAUUUGACCCAGUUACUGCUCAUCGCUAUUUGAGGCUUUUGGACGACAACCACAAGGUCUCCAACACCACACCCUGGGAGCACCCGUACCCAGAUCAUCCAGAAAGAUUUGCACACUGGCGCCAAGUCUUAUCUGAUCAAAGCUUGUAUAUGGGUCGUUAUUACUUUGAAGUUGAGAUAUUUGGAGCUGGUAUUUACAUUGGCAUGACAAAUAAGAGCAUUGACAGGAAAGGUUUGGAGAGCAACAGUUGCAUCUCAGGGAAUAACUUCUCCUGGUGUAUUAAGUGGAACGGCAAGGUUUUCUCAGCUUGGCAUGGUGAUGUGGAGACACCUUUGAAAUCUCAGGGAUUUAGCAGAAUAGGGAUCUACCUAGAUUACCCCAGGGAAGCACUCUCCUUUUAUGGCAUCGCUACUGACUCAAUGAGUCUCUUACAUACUUUUGAAUGCAAGUUUAAUGAGCCUUUAUACCCAGCCUUCUGGCUCUCAAAGAAGGAAAACAGCAUUCAGAUCGUUAGGUUGCGAGAAGAAGCUGAGCAGAAUCCAGAAGCUUCUCUUCCUUCUACAGAAGAAGAAUCGGCUUCCAGUCCUAUAGGGACUCAUGACUAAAGCAAUGCACAGUGGAAACUGUUAAUUCAGAACUGAGUUGCUGAUUUUGUUAUACAAUAUUGGCAACAGUGGUCAGUUGUGAACACUUUGUAGAAGAAUCCUAUUGAAAAAUUGUCUUUUAUAUACUUCAGGUUGCUUAUUACCUCUGUGAAUAUUACCUCUCACUGAGAGAGAAAACAGUAAAUUAUAACAAUUCUCUUGUUUUUAAGUGAAAAUAUUGAAAAUACUUAUUUGCAAAAUCAACUUCUUUCUGGUUGUAAACUUCUAACAGAAGCAUUCAAAAUGAAAACCAAAUGGCUGUUAGCAUAACACUGCUUACUAUGUAUUGAAAAGAUAAGGACAAUUUAUCUAUAUAUACAGUCACUCCUUGUCCAAUCCCCCUGUACUGCCUAUGCUAUAGAAAGUACAAGUCACAUGUAUUGAUCAUAUCAGGGAGCUUUUAGAACAACUGAUGUCACCCACAUCACUUUUGACUGUAGGAAAAUUACUGUAUGCAUAAAGGUGAAAAGAAUUGGCAUUACCCACAAUGGAGGAAUGGUUGGUGAAGAUGAUAGAACUUGCUGAGAUGGCUACAUUAAUUUCUUUGAUCAGAAAUUAUAAACUUUUUUUGUAAAACAGGAAAAAACGUAUGAUGUUCUUGAUGAUUAGAUAGGAUAAAUUAUAGAAAGAAGAGGGUCAUGUUAUAACCAUAGUAUAAGAAAUAAAUUUAUAAUUGUACUUAUAACUGCUGUAAAGAUCAGAAACCACUUCUUUGCAUCUUUUUUUGUAUUUAUGUUUCCUCUGCUCAAUAAGCGUAUUGUAUUUCAGUGGAUACACAAGUAUAUUAUACCUUAUAUUGCACCUACAGUGAAAGAGAGAGAAUUCAGUGUGCAUAUUUAAGGAAUAGUUAACAGUUCAGUCCGUCCAUAGAAACAGCUCUUUUAUUAUCUGAACUAGUUAAUGGGUAUUACAGUUGCCAAUGAAAGUUAACAAUGUCUACCAUACCAGCAACUCACAGCUUGUUUUCCUUGAACAUUUCAGGAACUAAUCUGUGAUGUUUCUAGAUGCUCUAGCUUGGAUGAGUUUCAUUAUUCUGAUAUUGGGUGCUUGAUCUUUCUGUGGUUGUUUACAAAGCCCCAGAUAUUAUCUUUCUUUCAUGCUAUCUUGCUGUAUGAGCUUGAAAGUUCUAGCAUUGCCAGUCAGUAUUGUGACACAUAGGAUCUUUGCAAAAAUUAGGGUUCAAGAUUCUGAAGAAUUAUGCCAUACAUCUACAGUAGAGCCAUCUACAUGUCUACAGCUAUGGUCCAGACUUUGAGCUGCUGCCAGAAGAAAACUGCUUAAUACUGGGAGCACAGUAUAGUCAUAUAACAUUUUGAUGUGCAAAAAGCGUCACAGAACACUAUAAAGGAAGUUCUGUUUACAAUAUCUAUUUUGUCUGGUUAUAGAAAUCUGUUACUAACAUUAUUAGUAAUUCCAUAUUACCAUUUCAGAUAUUUUAAAGGGUUUCUUAAUGUUAGAAUGAGACGUUGACACUAUUGAUUUUUUCUUAAAAAAAAUCCUUAAAGCGGAAUGUUUGGUUUCACUUAUUAUUUGUUUCUAUUCUGAGUUAAUCAGAUUCUUCGGACUGGUGAACUGAUUAGCUUUUAUAAAUGCAGUUAUUCAUUUCCAAGAUAGUCUUGUAAUGGGUACAUUUGUGUUGGCAGGAUUGUUGAUAAGGGGUAACAAUGAAGAGUGUGUUUAAAAAGUGAUAAAAAACAAAUGACCUUCAAAUUAAGAAUAACCAAAAAGUUGGGUUAAAACUAAUUUUUAUAAAUUCUCAAAAGAUAUUUGUUUAAUAUAUCACUAAAUGAAUUGAAAGCUGAUAUUAAAUAAAUGUAAUUUUAUCAUUAGCUAAUUCUUUUUCAGCCAAAGUAGCAUUUUGGGAAGUUUUAGAAAAGCCUAGAAAGUCAGCUCUUUCUCACAAGGGGGCAGUGUUGUGCUAUAAUAAUUCAAUAUGUUUGUUUAAUUGUAAACAUAAAUGUGAAAAAUUUGUCUUUCAGUGCCUUAGAAGGCAAAUUAUGUGUGUUCAAAUGUAUCUUAAUGCUUUUGAAUGGAUCAGAUUUUUUUUCCAGACAUGUUUAUGAUUUAAAGGAGUCGUGCACUGAAUGAGAGCUAAUAAACUGAAGUUUAUUCUAAUUAC